GGAUUGGCAGUAGAUUGGAUCAAUGAUAAGGUUUAUUUCUCAUACGGUGAUACUGGCUCCAACUUAGUCGACCCAAACCAUCUGGCCAUCUAUAACAUGGCUACUGGAGUGCACAUUGAGAUCACACCUGCAACACCUCAUGCCAGGUUCCACGACCUUGCAGUGGAUCCGAUUGGCCAAAAGUUGUACUGGACAUCAGGAAAUAAACUGCUUCAGUCCACACUCUCUGGAGAUAAUAUUAUGGUACUGUACUCCAGCUCCUGCUUCCUUCGCUACAUCCAUCUCAACACCAAACUC
Geodia barretti is the source of this 297-nucleotide messenger RNA. The record is from the annotation of a GenBank genome assembly. Lineage: Eukaryota; Metazoa; Porifera; Demospongiae; Tetractinellida; Geodiidae.